Messenger RNA from Rhineura floridana, 4789 nucleotides. RefSeq names its product HMG domain-containing protein 4-like. The record is from RefSeq and is a predicted model, not a curated record. Lineage: Eukaryota; Metazoa; Chordata; Lepidosauria; Squamata; Rhineuridae. The transcript has 11 exons. The coding region runs from base 491 to 2338 and encodes 615 amino acids.
GCCGCUUGUGGGGUCCCGACGGCGGUCGUGGCGGUUCCAUCGGCAUUUCCCCCACCCCGUUCCUUUGACGUAUCUCACAGCUACCCCUUCAUCCCAUGCUCCUUUAUCAUGCACGGAUGCGUAGGCCCCCUCUCAAAAUCCUUCUCUUGGAAGGGAAGCGCUGGAUUUCUAAACCUCUCCCCUGGAAGCCUCAUAUGCGUUUUUUUGUUUUCCUCUUCUCAAGCUCAAGCCCUGUCCCAAUGAACAAAAAAAACACACAACAAUUAUAAACUGAAAUUGACAUUUAAUGUUACGUUUUAAAAUAGACACGAUUGGUCAGCGUUUUCUUUAUUUUAUUAAAUGGGGACUCCCUUCAAGUCGAUCCCUAUGGAUAGGGAGGCGCUGUGAGUUGGUGGUUCCCGAGUUCGGAUAAUUGACCUUGUCCUGUAGACGGGAACGGGGGAAGGAGCCCAGACGUGGCAACACAUUCCCAGGCCCCUGCAGGACCGCCAUGGCUUAUGAUAACUCCAAGAAAAAAGAAGAUUGCUUAGAGAGUGACCGAAUUGAUGACGUGGGACUAGUAGCAGGCAGAACCCAGCGAGAGAAGAAACGUUCCUACAAGGACCUGCUUCGGGAAGAGGAGGAGAUAGCCGCUCAGGUUAGGAAGAAUUCAAAGAAGAGGCUGAAGGAGAGUGACCUCUUCUUGCUGGGGACAGACUCUCACAAGAAGAAGAGGAAGCACUUCAAUGAGUGCUAUUACAGAGACCUUUCUUCUCUUGAGUUAUCCUUACCUUUGGAAUCAUCUUUAAAAAAGAGGAAAAAAGUAGUGGCGAGCCCACCCUCUGCUGAUACUGCCAUGGAUCUGCUUAAGGCCAUCACCUCACCUUUGGCCACAGGCUCCAAGGCCUCUAAAAAGACAUCUGAAAAAUCAUCUCAUUCUUCAUUCUCUGCCUCUGGCUAUUCAGAAGGCAAGAAGGAACACUACAAGAAAAAGCUGAGCGGAAGCAGCAGCGACCUGACCUUGGAUGAAAGCACUUUGCACAAGUCCAAAAAGAUGAAGCCCCCCUAUGGGAACACUGAAAUGUUGACCUUGCGUGAACCUGAUGGCUUAAAGAUGAAACUCAUCCUCUCACCGAAGGAAAUGGGGGGAAGCACAACGGAGGAGCCCUUUCCACAUUCAGUAGUAACAAAGAAAUCCUCUAAGAAGUCAGCUCGGGAUGAACAGGGAUUGUUUCUCUCUAGUCACGAUUCUCACGGCGUCUCAAAAUCGUCCCGAAAGAAGCACAAACCACUUCCAGAUCCGCAUCCCUCUCCAGUUGCUGAGAGCUUUAGCUCAGACACACCCCUUUUCCCAGAAAGCCAAAGCAGUGAGUUUGAGCUUUCAGGCCUGGAACCACAACUGGAAUCAGGUUCAUCCUCUGGAGGUGAAUUGGAAGCCGGAGAGCUAGUAAUCGAUGAUUCGUACCGAGAGAUAAAAAAGAAGAAGAAAUCAAAGAAGAGUAAAAAGAAGAAGGACAAGGAGAAACACAAGGAAAAGAAACAUUCCAAAUCCAAGAAGAGUUCUGGGCUUUCUUCUUCGCUGGCAGUAGCAGAAGUAACAGCUCCGCUGCCAGUCUCUCCAACCAGCACACAGUUUGCUAUUCCUGCCCCUCCUCCUCCUCCACCACCACCACCUCCUCUACCACCUGUUUUUCAUACAGAUAGCCAGAGUGAGAAAAAGAAGAAGAAAGAAGAAAAAGAGAAGAUUGAGAAAUCGGACAAAGAGAAGCCAAAGAAGAAGAAUAUGUCUGCCUACCAAGUAUUCUGUAAGGAAUAUCGUGUGAACAUUGUGGCUGAGCAUCCAGGAAUAGAUUUUGGUGAUCUGAGCAAAAAGCUGGCAGAAGUUUGGAAACAGCUUCCAGAGAAAGAUAAGCUGGUUUGGAAACAGAAGGCUCAGUAUUUGCAACACAAGCAGAAUAAAGCAGAAGCUACAACAGUGAAGAGGAAAGCAACUUCAUCAGAGGGUGCUCCAAAACUGAAAACUUCUGUAACAGGGGUGCUUUCACCACAUAAGAAGUCUCUGUCUAGCACUGUAGUGUUAUCCUCCUCGCCAAUCAAAGUUCCUGAAACGGAUCCCAUUGAUGUAGCUGCACAUUUGCAAUUACUUGGUGAAUCUCUAAGUCUUAUUGGCCACAGGCUACAGGAGACUGAGGGGAUGGUGGCUGUAUCAGGAAGCUUAUCAGUGCUUCUGGAUUCAAUCAUCUGUGCCCUAGGCCCUUUGGCAUGUCUGACAUCCCAGCUCCCUGAACUAAAUGGCUGCCCCAAACACGUUUUGUCAAACACAUUGGACAACAUUGCCUACAUCAUGCCUGGACUCUGACAAUAAAAGGACAAUGGAAAGUGCCCUGCUGCCAUGUAGCUGAUGUAUGUACAUAAGCACUAUCCUGGCAUUCUUCAAGAGUUCAACAUGUAGGCUUUUAAGUUUUCUGUCUGUAACAUAUUGAAUAGAACUGUAACUGUUCUGCUUGAUUUUAUGGAAAGGUUCAGUCUUAAAUUUGAGGAACUUGGAGAAUGUUUUCUCUCAGAUCGGAUGUUUCUAUAUAAUUAGAGUUGGGAAAUCUUUUGAUACACCAGCCUUAACGUGGAAUUUUAAAAAAUGGGAUUACUUUUACUUGGAAAAGUCAAGCAGGUUUGUAGCAAAUCAAGUAUCAUAGGCACAGCCCCGCACUUCAAACAGUAAUUUGGGUAUAACUUUUUUACUUCUCUGAGAGAAGUCAGUUGGGUGGACAAAUUUAUUGGUUGAAGGGUUAACUUGCAUGUUGUUAAAAGUAACACUGGGAAAGAAAUUUGUGGUCGUCGUGUUUUGCUGAGGGCUAGUGCUGGCACCAGGAAUCCUCCUUAUUAUUUCUCCCAAUCAUAGGUAGGGGUGCUAAUUCAGAUUCAGGUUUGAAUGAAUUCUCACAAUCAGGAGAAACAAGGGCUUCUUGAUGUGGACAGUAGAAAAAUGCAUUGCUUCUCCACAGGUUGCAACUACUGUGUGGAUUCUAGUGUUUAGAAUAGUGCUUGAAUAUUCUAAAAAGGGAGCCCUUUAUGAAAUUCACAAGCCUCAUCCCAACUCCUUCUGAUUUUAGCCAAACUGGCCCUCCUCCCUCUCUCUCCCCCCCACCCCCAAGAGAUUUCAAAAAACAGUAGCUAAGGUACUACCAUCAAAGGUGGGGCUGGGGGCAGGCCUCCUCUAGCCCAUUUAUAAUUCACAUUCUGAUUUAGAAUUGCUUAUCACCAGCAACGAACUGAUGUGGUCUUCUUGUGGUGCUGAAGUGUAUGUUGUGGAGGUGGUGAUUAAGGUGAACUUUAAGGGCUUUUAGCUGAGCGAAAGACAUUGAUUAGGCAGAUCCCAUAUCCCCAGUCACAGGAUUUACUGCUCUGAGUGCAUGUAGCUCUUUGGGGAAGCACUUCUCUCUCCCACAAAGGCUAAAGUGUGGCAUUUUUAACAUGUGUAUUUACAUUUUCAUAUAUUGUUUCUGUAGUAGAUUAAUUUAUAUUGUAUAUUUCUGUAUAUAGCUGUAAUUAGAACAAAAUUUCCUUCCGCACUGUAUGGAAAACAUGAGCUACAUGUCAUCAUGUGGAACUGAAUUGUAUCUGUCAUUAUCAAGCAUAGGCUCAAAAUGAAAGAGUAGCAGUGGGGUUUGGGUGAUGGAUGGAAACAAAAAUUAAAAACGUUGUAUUGUGCCAGAAGUUCCCUUGCCACUUGUAAUUUAGAAAUCUUAAAAUGACAGAAAGUAAGAUAAUUUUGGUCCCAGGACUAAAUUCUGUGCUCUUUCUUCAGGCCCCCAGAGUCUAACUGGCAGCUGUUCAAAGUAACAUUUAAGAGUGCAAUGCUGUGAUCCCUGAGAGGGCUUUCCAAGAGCCAUAGGAUAGGUCUAUCCUUCUGAUGAGAGGGAAAUCCAGUGUCAGAUCCUCCCUCUCUGUUGUCACCAGCUCCUCCAAAGCCCUGACCCAACUGACAUCGGAGCCCUCUUGGUCCUGUGUUGUGCCCCCAAAUUAGGUUAGAGAUUUAGUUGUUCCUGAAUGUGACUAAAUCCUUCCCUCCCUUUGUUUCUGAUGAGAUGGAAAGCUUUUUUUAAAAAAUGAUGAAAGACUGAGGAUCACAAGGGCAUUCCUCCACCUACACUUAAGCCCAGCAGGGGCACUGAAUAUGACAGUAGAACUACCUUGAUAUUCCACACACCCCUAGUCACCUUAGGAUUGCAGGCAAAGUGUUUGACAACUGUUUCCACCCACUUUUUCUGAACUUCUAACAUUUAGAUAAGAGUUCUGUUUCUUCACAAGUUUUCCCCAGUUAAUCCCAAAGAGGACAGGUUAGCUAUAUAAGGUGCUAUUCUGUAAAUAAACCCACAUGGUGGGAACUGAUGUCUUGUUUUUUACAGAGCCUUUAGUAUCUCAAGCAGCGUUGCAGUGGUAAAGAGAAUCCUGGUGCAAUCUCUUUAAAUCUGGAUAAUUAUUAGACACUUUGUUUCUAGAGGAGACAUGUAAUAUUUGGCUUAGAGUCCGAUAAAUAUGCAGCCCUCAUAUUAAACAACAGAAGGGGAUCUACUUCACUUUUGCCAUCUGCAAUAUGGCAAUCUUGAAGUUUUUAAAAGCAAAAUGUACUGAUGUACUUUUAUUUAAAAUUUGUAUACAUUUGUAUAAUCUGUAUCUUGUGAUGUUUGUACUGGAGAGCUUUGGAUUUAAACCCUUGUACUUUUUUACAUUUGUUAUUUCCUGCCGUACAGUCCAAAUUGCAUUGUAAAAAUGUUUUGUUAAUGUAUAUAAACUUUUUUAAAAAUUUGAA